AUCUACUAAGCGCUAUCGCGGGAACUUGUUUGUCGCUCAUAUGCCAAAAAUGUGAUUAUAUGAUGAUGCCGUAGCCUAGAGCUACCUCUGUAAUUUUACUGACAGGUUAUCUGGGAGUUACCGGGUGAUUCCUAUAGGACAGUUGUGUGUCACAGGACGUUUGACGCUUUGACCUUUGACUGGCAGCGAAUGACAAAUCAAAGGUCGGUGUCCGAGAGCGGAGCCGGGUUUCAAAGCGCAUCUCCACCACGGCACAAGACGGCGCUCCCGGGAGAAUGGUAGAAAGCGCACUGAAAGUUGGUCGAUAGCGGCGGAGAUAGCUUCAGUGUCGGCAGAGGGAGCAGCAGCAGCAGCAGCAGCGCACUCGGAGGCUCCAUAGCGGCCACCCUUGGACCGAAGGCAGGCCCGCUGAAAGAGGAAGACUGCAGCACCAUGGACAGCUCAGGUCCCUUGUCUCCAGAUAUGGAUGCCAGCUAUGGCGGAGGACUGUUGGAUAUGAUGAAGGGAGGAGCCGGGAAGUUCUUCAGCAACUUCAAAGACAACCUGAAGGACACGCUGAAAGACACCUCCACCAAGGUCAUGCAUCAGGUUGCUACGUAUACUAAAGGGGAGCUGGACAUUGCCUACAUCACAUCACGGAUCAUAGUGAUGACCUACCCAGCAGAGUCCGUGCAGAUUGGCUACCAGAACCACGUAGAGGACAUCCGAUCCUUCCUUGACAGUCGCCAUGCUGACCACUACACUGUCUUCAACCUAUCACAGCGCAACUACCGCGGCGCCAAAUUCUCCAACAGGGUUUCAGAGUGUAACUGGCCUUCUCGCCAGGCUCCCAGCCUCCACAACCUGUUUGCUGUGUGCAAGAACAUGCACAACUGGCUCAAACAGAAUCCCAAGAACGUGUGUGUCAUCACCUGCUCGGAUGGUCGUGCUCCUUCGGGUGUUUUGGUUUGUGCCAUGUUCUGCUUCUGCCACCUCUUCAACAACCCAGUUCCUGCCAUGCAGCUGCUCAGCGCCAAGAGACCAGGUUCUGGCCUCUGGCCCUCACACCGCAGGUACAUAGGCUAUGUGUGUAGCAUGGUAUCAGAGAAGCCCAGUCUACCCCACUCCAAGCCCUUGAUGAUCAAGGCCCUCACCAUGAGUCCGGUCCCCUGCUUCAACAAGCAGCGUAGCGGCUGUCGGCCCUUCUGCGACGUCCUCAUUGGAGAGACCAAGAUCUUCACCACUUCACAGGAGUACGAGAGGAUGAGAGAGCACAGGGUUCAAGAGGGGAAGGUAGUUUUUCCGCUGGGUGUAAGCGUCCAAGGUGAUGUCGUAGUGUCUGUCUACCACAUGAGGUCAACCAUCGGAGGACGUCUGCAGGCAAAGGUGUCCAACACCCAGAUCUUCCAGAUCCAGUUCCAUACUGGCUUCAUUGCUCCUGGAACCACCAUGUUAAAGUUUAACAAACCGGAGCUGGAUGCAUGUGAUUCUCCUGAGAAGUAUCCCCAGCUGUUCCAUGUGAUUUUUGACGUGGAGGUCGAGGGGACGGACAAGCAGAAAGACCUGACACCGCCGUGGGAGCAGUUUCCCUGUAAAGACCUCAACCCCAACGUGCUCUUCUCUUGCCACCAGGAACAUCAGGACGCACUCGCGAUUGCCGAGCCAAGCAGGCCCCACGGAGGCCCAGACGGUAGGGGCCACGGUGAAGAAAGUGAGCCCUCAGAUGACGAGAUGCUAUCUCUCUCCAGCCAGCGAAGCAGCGCCAGCACAGCCCCCCAGAAACCCGAACCCCCUGCCCCAACGCCUGCUGCCUCAGCGCCAGCUGAGGAAGUGGAUCUUCUUGGCCUGGAUGGAGGGAUAAACACCCCAUGUCCCUCGUCUCAGCCUCUGAGUACUGCAGCUGCAACUACUGACCUCUUAGGGGACUUGUUUGGGGCUCCUCCCCAGCCAACCAGUGGGGCUUCAUCUGCCCAGUCCACACCACACAAAGUAGCCCCCAGCACCGCCUCACCAUGUCCCUCUCCUGCCCCACCAGCGUUUGAUCCCUUUGGGACAGGUCCCAUGCCUAAGCCUCAGGACAUGAUGGGCUCACUCCUUGGACCAGGUAAUGUGGGGCAGCCAGACCCCUUCCUGCAUGCUGCUCGCUCUCCAUCACCCACCCUGCAGCCUACCAGCCUGGGCCGGAGUUCCCCCGUCCCGCCCACCACUCCAACCGUCAACAUUCAGCAGCAAAAUGCCAUGGGAGGCUGGGAUUGGAACAGGACUGCUACCACAAACACAGGAGGAAGCUUUGGUAUAGGCAGUCGAUCAGCCACUACCAGCCCCACAGGCUCGGUCCACAGCACCCCCACGCAUCAAACCAAGCCAAACACCCUGGACCCAUUCGCUGACAUAGGCAACCUGGGGGGAAGCCUUGGAGGAGGUUCUGGCUUCUCUAGCAAGCCCACCACCCCUACAGGAACAACCCCUUCAUUUCCUCCCAUGGGCUCCCCGUCGCGGCCUCCUCCAUCUCCCCAGCACACAGGAGGGUGGCAGCCGCACACAGGAGCAGGGUUCCCCUCAUGGCAGCCUGGUGCUGGAGGCGGUGGAGGAUGGCAAGGACAGGGCCCUAUCCCGCAGCCAAAGCCCAGCCCCAGCCACACCUCCAUGCCUCACACGUCGCCCCAGAACCGACCCAACUACAACGUCAGCUUCUCUGCGAUGGGAGGAGGCUCGCCCAGCGCAGGGGUCAAAGCGCAGGGUGGCGUGGGCACUAAGCCUAAGGCCUCGGAUGCCAACUUUGAUGACCUGCUGUCUGGUCAGGGCUUCGCUGGGACCAAAGAGAAGAAAGGGCCCAGGACUAUAGCAGAGAUGAGGAAGGAGGAGAUGGCCAAAGAGAUGGAUCCUGAGAAAAUAAAGAUUCUGGACUGGAUCGAGGGGAAGGAGCGUAACAUCCGUGCCCUGCUGUCCACUAUGCAUACUGUGCUGUGGGAGGGAGAGACACGCUGGAAGCCCGUUGGUAUGGCUGACCUGGUUACUCCAGAGCAGGUCAAGAAGGUCUACCGCAAAGCAGUCCUCGUCGUCCACCCAGAUAAGGCGACAGGACAGCCCUAUGAACAAUAUGCCAAGAUGAUUUUCAUGGAACUAAAUGACGCCUGGUCGGAAUUUGAAAGCCAAGGACAAAAACCCCUCUACUGAAGAAAGAGUGAUAGGAAGUGAGCGAUGAGAGGAUGUCUCUGCUGAUUGUGUUAUCUAACCUGAAAUGUUUCACCACUCUGGUCAACAUACUACAGCCACAACCCACAAUAUCUGCCUUUAUACCUGUGCUUUUACCCAUGCUUCUCUUCUCGCCACACAAACACAGAACAUCUGGUUGACUACAGAACUACAGUGUCCAGACUAAAGAGUGUAACUAAACAAAUGGCUCCCCGUUGCUCCAAUUUACCUACCUACUGUAUGUGUGUGGUGCAAGAUUGUCCUUCCUUGUUGAAUGUCCUUAGCCCUGAACCAACCCACCAAUCAAAGCAGAGUCACCGGGAUGUCUGAAAAAAAAAACAGAGCAACUCAACUUGAUUCGGAGACAGAUCAAAAUAAAACAAGAGACAAUGGACAUACAAGAUAAGAGACAAACAAAUCAGGGAGUGACUUGAACAAGCAUUUCGCAGACAGCUCUAAAUAGAGAUUCAGAGCACUAGCUAGACUGUAAGGCACAGCAAGCAUUUAACAGCAAUCAAGCCAUUUACCCACAACACACUCUGUUCAGGAAGUAGAUUUCACUAUGUACUGCAUGUGAAAAUUGAAAAUGUUGUCAUAAAUAAUCCAGAGUUUUUUAAAAUGGAAUUGAAUGUUUCAGUAGAAGUAAAAAAAAAAAAAGUAACUGCAACAUAAAUUUAUGUUGUUCACUGACUGAAGUGAAAUUGAACUGAAGCCAAACUUGUUUUCCUUCCCAAAUAGGCUGUUUGGAGAUACAAAUUAGCAAUUAUCUGUCGAAUUUAGGAAGUUUUAUGAAAGUGCAAAGAGGAUGAAAGUACUUUUUUUCUGCUUUUGAGACUGACGCUGAUUACAGGUUUGCUUCCAUCUCCACUAGCCUUAAAUUUUAGUUUGCUGGGUGAUAUUGAAAAUGAAAAACUAAAUAAGAUUUUAAAAAAAAACAUGGGUCUCUACAAUAAAAAACACAGGUUAGAAGGCUGCCAACAUUUCCAUUUCUGACUUUGUAUUAAUAUGGCAGAUUGAAACAUAACGGUGAUAUCAUUAGUGCGUCUGAUCUAAUCGAGCCUUGUGUUUUUGCUGUGUUUGCUGCGAACUGGACAUUGUAUAUUUUAGGAUUAGCACAUGUACAGAUCCUUACAUGAAGCACCUUGAGGCCUCAUGCAUUCUUGCUCAUACAGUAACAUGUAUUUUUGCAUGAUAGCAACCGGGGAGCUCAGUGAAAGCACAAACUGACUAAUCUGUGCAGCUUUGAAGGAAAGCCAUUGUUAUUUAUUUAUUAGUUAAUUUUUGUUCAUGUUCAUUUUUUUUUUGAUUUGUGUAUGAGGGCUGCUCCUUUUGAGUUCAAACAAUCUGCACAUGUCUUUAUCUUACGUUUUGAAAGAAAGAUAUUUUUGGGCCACUAUGUUUCACUUACCAACUGACUGACUGACAAACUAACAAAACAGGGGAGUAAUUUGUCAGACUAUAUCAGAGUUUUUGUUGGUAUAGCGUUUUAUAAACUGCAAUAUCUUUUUCCAAACUACAGCAAUCACAUAACUUGUGCUUAAACACUGCAGUUGUGCUCAUCUGAGUUUUCUAUUGGUCCCAAAAAACUCCCUACAAUGCAAUAAUAGUCGUGGUUUGAUUUUGCAGACAUGGAUGAUUUUAUCAUAGGACGAUAUGUAAAUCGUGUCAGACUGAUGAGUGAAUUAAUGUGCUUUACUGUAUUUCAUAUAUCUUCACAUUUUAAAUUCCUAAUUUCACUAAGGUCCUACUGUACAUAUAUCUGCUCUCAUUAUCACAGUUUUAUCAAAACACUGAUUGAUAUGCAGCAGUUGCAACAUGUUUUUUUUUUUUUUCUUUGAUUACUUGAUGUCAUUUGUUUACCUUUGUGAGACAUUUCUGUCACAGCACUGACACUUUUAUUUAUAAUAAUCAUGCAGCUUUUGUCUGGACAAAUAAUACUAUGUCAUAUCAAAUGUGAGGUACAGCAAACAUGUCUCAAAGUGUCAACCUUUUGUCAGGAGCUGUACAUGUUGCAGGUGCUUUUUCUAAUAGUUUGAAUCCAGAACAGAUGUGAAUUUAAAUCUCUCUUCAUAUAAUCUCAUUAACAUACAGACUGAUGUGAUUGUUCCACUGUAUGAUGGUCUCUCUUCAGCCUUUGGUACAUGUUUUAGGGACAUUUACUCCUGAGUAAGUAAAUAAAUAUGACUCGUUAGCAUGAUGCAGAAACUGAA
Messenger RNA from Thunnus maccoyii (southern bluefin tuna), 5384 nucleotides. RefSeq names its product DnaJ (Hsp40) homolog, subfamily C, member 6 (gene dnajc6). Gene Ontology annotation, molecular function: clathrin binding. Lineage: Eukaryota; Metazoa; Chordata; Actinopteri; Scombriformes; Scombridae. The transcript has 19 exons. Gene Ontology annotation, biological process: clathrin-dependent endocytosis; synaptic vesicle uncoating. Gene Ontology annotation, cellular component: vesicle; postsynaptic density; intracellular membrane-bounded organelle. The record is from RefSeq and is a predicted model, not a curated record. The coding region runs from base 433 to 3156 and encodes 907 amino acids.